AUGACUUCACAAUAUGAUGGGCAGCCAGAAGAAAAGGUUAAAUCUUUUGAGGCAUCUUAUACUUUUGACAAAGAAGUACGAAAAAAAGAAGGAAAAGUGAGAUUGCUUAUAUUAAUUUUUAUCGCAUUGUUGACUUCUACAUAUGGAGCUUGGAAUAUUUGGAGAAUGAUCGAAGCAGUUAGAAGUCCCGUGGUCUCCAUAAAGUCUACUUUACGAUCAUAUAUACCUGUACCAGGUAUUGCGAUCUGCGGGAAUACACUUGAUCGACGACCUUUGUGCUAUCAGAGUGCAUUCAAUGCUGCAGAUGAUAAUUAUCAACUUGGUGCAAGUUGUGACGCAUAUUUUACAAGUCAUAGAAUGGAUGCAACGUCCUUUGUCAAUAUGAGAGGAUUCGAUAAUCUUACCGGGCAAUAUUGUUAUAUACUCAAUCCUUCACAAGUGGUUAACGGAUCAUAUGGGGCAAAUCCACUAGUUUUUGACAAUUCCACACAAAAAAUUGCUCUCGCAUUAUGGUCAAACGAAGCCGCUAAUAAUACGCUAGGCUCUAUUACACAAGAUCGAUGGUUCUUUUUCGGCACCUUUACAGAGAACGAAGAUCCCACCAAAACAAAAUUCCAAAUUGUCAAAAUGCCAUCUAUAUCUUAUAUUUAUUUUGAGCGGAUAGAACAUUUCAGUGCGAUGAAAUCAGAUGCAAUAGUUGGAACCGGUGGAAGUAGUGGAAUUACCGAACCACGUCCUGGCGCUAAAAUCGUUUAUGAUACAAGUUUUACCAGCUUCGCUAUUGAAGGAUUUGGAAUCGAUUCUCAUCUUUGGGAGCUUCUUAGAAUUAUCCCCUUAAAUUACGUCACAGAUCCAAAAACGAAUGCCCAACGAUACCCCGUACAACUUUGGCUUGAUAGGAUUGAAUUUUCUCUUCUCCAAUUGGCUGCCAAUAUGGGAGGUUUCGUGAGCAUUUUAAGUGCAGGAUAUUUUAUUUUGUUCGGUUCGCAAAGAGUUAAUCCAUGGGGUGUCAUUCAACGUUACAUUCUUAAAAGCGUUCCACCUCCGCCCGCCAUGUAUACGCCAUCCGUGGUCUCAUACUCGGAUGCUAAAAUGAAACCCCAUGAUAUUGAAACUGGUAGUACAUCAUAUUCAGUACAUCGAACCGGUUCGGUAGCUGACUCUCCUAAGUCAGCGGAUACAUAUCCACAAUCACCUGAGCACCAACUCCACAAAGAAUAUCUGCAACGAUAUUCCCUAGGCUCAUUUACUGCUGAAAUGGAUGAUCCUAAAAUACAGAGAAUAAGACAUGAAUUACGUGCUGAAGUGCAACGAACCAUUGCCAACGAACUUGCCAAAUUAAGAUUAUUCUUGAGUAAAUACUAUCUUAAAGACAUGGUAAAAACAGAAUAG
Acaulospora morrowiae is the source of this 1392-nucleotide messenger RNA. The record is from the annotation of a GenBank genome assembly. Lineage: Eukaryota; Fungi; Glomeromycota; Glomeromycetes; Diversisporales; Acaulosporaceae.